Molecule: messenger RNA, 4888 nt
Organism: Diabrotica virgifera virgifera (western corn rootworm)
Lineage: Eukaryota; Metazoa; Arthropoda; Insecta; Coleoptera; Chrysomelidae
Product: zinc finger protein OZF-like
Exons: 6
Coding region: 96-1709 (537 amino acids)
Biological process (GO): regulation of transcription by RNA polymerase II
Cellular component (GO): nucleus
Molecular function (GO): DNA-binding transcription factor activity, RNA polymerase II-specific; zinc ion binding; RNA polymerase II transcription regulatory region sequence-specific DNA binding
Source: RefSeq, a predicted model, not a curated record
CAUCUACCGACAGCACCUAAAUAAUAUCAACAAUUCUAGAAACACUGGCAUUAAAAUUCGAUUGAUUGCCAAAAGUUUUCAAAGAUUUGAAAAAAAUGGAAGAAUGUGAACUUCGCAAUAUUUGUAGAGCGUGUCUUACUGAACAGGGGCAAUUCCAGUCAGUUUUUGUUCCAGAACCCAGCUCAGGCACUGCCCUUCAUAUAUCCGAGAUGAUGAGUGCCUGUGCUUCUGUCCAGGUAACUUUAGGAGAUGGUUUACCUGAACAAAUAUGUAAGUCUUGUGCCACUGACACCGUCAAUUUAUAUCUCUUUAAGCUAAAAUGUGAAAAAAGUGAUAAAUCUCUACGAGAGAGAUUAAAAAAGUCUUCUGAAAUAUACGAUGGUGUUUUUAUAAAGGCUGACGAUGUCAGCGGUUUAGAAGAUGAUGUAAAAUGUGAAGAACCAAGCAACAAAAAUGAAAUCGAAGAGAAUUUGCAGCACUUUGAUAAUUUCUUCGAUAAAUAUAGUGAAUACAGUGAUGAGGAUUCCAACGAUCCAAAAGAAGAAGAGGUUCCUAAAGACAAACCAAAAGUUAAAGAGUUCAAUUGUGAUAUUUGCAACAAGCAGUUUAGUAGAAACGACUUACUUUUAAGGCACAGGAUAGCACAUGCUAUGAAAAUGGAAGACCAGAAGAUGGAAUUCGACACUAGCUACCCCAUCGAAGAUGAUGACGACGAUGACAUCAUCGAUAUAAAAAGAGAAACAGACUUCGUUUAUUCGUGUAAUCGCUGCGAAACGAUUUUUUUACACAAAGAAGACCUAGACAGCCAUUUAAAAUCUCAUCUUAAAGAAGAGUAUAACGUCAGCUGUGAGAUAUGCCAGAAAAAGUUUUCUAAGCUGGCUCAUAUGAAUAGGCAUUUGAGAUCGGCGCAUUUUAUGGACAAACAAUUUAAAUGUGAGUUUUGUGAGAAGAGUUUCCAUAGACAAGAACAGCUUAGGAACCACAUGAACGGGCAUUCUGGUCUCAAACCACAUAUCUGUGAUAUAUGCUGUAAAGGCUUUAACCAAAUUUCAAAUUUGAGGGACCACAUGCGUACUCAUAAUGGCGAAAAGCCUUUUUUGUGUUCCACGUGUGGCAAAGGCUUUAAUCAACUGGGAAAUUUACGACAACACACAGUGAGACAUAGCGGAAUUAAAGCUCAUUUGUGUAGUACAUGUGGAAGUGGUUUCGCCAGUAAAGGAGAAUUGGGUGCACAUCUUAGAAAACAUACUGGUGCCAGGCCGUUUGUAUGUCAGGUGUGCAAUCACGGCUUUACCACGUCGAGUUCACUCACGAAACACAAACGAAUUCAUUCUGGCGAGAAACCAUACGAAUGUGAUACCUGUAAAAUGAAAUUUUCAAGAUCUGGUAUACUGGCUAGGCAUAAAAGGACUCACACUGGAGAAAAGCCUUAUAAAUGCAAGUUUUGUGACAAGGCUUUCUCACAGUCUAACGACCUCACCUCCCACCAAAGAAUCCACACCGGCGAAAAGCCGUUCAUAUGCGACGAAUGCGGCCAAGCGUUUAGACAAAGUUCGGCGUUGAAGACGCACAAAAAAACUCACGUUGAGAAGAAUCCAUCAGCAGUGCCUUCUACUUUGGAAAAAAUCGACAAAGCUGCAUGCGUCGUUGAAGCCAAACCGAUAUUCCUAACGGGGAUUUUAAAUACGGAGUUUUUGCCGGGUUUUUAGUGUAGAUUUGACAACGUUGAGAUUUGAAUUGAAGUGUUAACUUCCAGUUACUACUUUUUCUACUUUCAGUACUCAUCAUUCAUUUUUAACCGAGGAAAUGGACAUUACGUUACUUAGAAUAAAAAAUUAAAUUUAUUUUAUUGAUAAAGUUCAACAGUUUGACUUUCGUACAUCAUUCUAUAACUUAAAGCGGGUUAACAUUAGGAGAGAGUCAGCUAUUGGUGCGCACCUAAGGUUAAUUCAGGAUAUUUCACAAACUUGAAACAUUUCAGUUUUCAAAUUUUUUGAAGAUAUACUUCAAAGGCUUAGGUAGGUAUAUUGGUAGGUACCUCAUUUAAUGAAUGGUUGAACAGUAGAAGAAUGAGAGGCGAAAUUUCCAAUUAGUGUAAUGCGCACAAUUACCCGACCUAUUCGGCUAAUGGUGCGCAUAUGUCGGACAACUGUACGCAAUAAUAGAACGUAAAAAUGACCUUCGAAAAUGUAGUUAUUGAACAUAAAUAUUAAAGGCACAAACAAAUAUACGGAAAACGAUAAGAAACCAAGUUACAGAUAUUUUUAAAAAAUCUAAGUAUUGCAGACUAUCCUGUCGUAUACACAUGGCUUGAGACCAUUGACAAUAUAUCGAACACUUGUAUCAUACCUCGUCUUUUUUUGCUACCAUCACCGCAAUACACAGAAGUCAUUUUGAUCUGACACGAGAUCGUCCAACUCAUCAUCAUGGCAUAGUUUACUUUCUGAAAUAACUUCGAAGCUGUUGUGUUAAAAAAUUUUCCUUUUUUGUACCUUUUUUCAAUUUCGUGAUUUUCUCUUUGCCCUUUUCUCUACUUUGGCGGUUAUUUAACGCUUGUUUACCUUUUAUGGCGCAGUCACAAAACGUAAAAAAUGCCUUUAUAUACCUUGCCGGCUAAUGGUGCGCAAUGCGCACCAUUAGACGACGUUACACUUCACCACAUAACACAAAAUUUGAUAAAAACAAAAAAGAAUCGAGCAAAACUAACUAUAUCAGUGUUUAAAAUGGUAAAUAAAUAAAGGAUAUAAGUUCUAUAUAAACUAUAUUUCUGUCAAGAAAAAAGUUAUCGCUUAUUUUCUCAGAUACGCAAACAAUAUCAUACUAAGCGAAAACAUGUAAACGAUAACUGCCAACCGGUAAAGUAUCUCCCGACGUUCGUUUGUGUCGGAUAGAUAUGGCAGUUGCUACUAGAUGGCCCGACAAUAUAGUUUUUGCAAUUGUAUUAAAUAGGAGAUUAGAAACAUUGAUGCGCACAAUUACCCGACGCGCACAAUUAGCCGACUCUCCCCUACUAGUGAAUAACGAACGUGGCUCACGCUUACGUAGUUCACUCUUGCUACACAACUAAUGUAAACAGAUGUUCGUGCAGCACGAUUGUCUCACGAAUGGUCUACGCCACGCUACGUUAGACAUUAAACAUGUUAAAUAAUUUCACGCUCGAAAGACAGUCGUAGAUAGGUUGUAUUUGAUUAAGCACGAGCUUUCACCCUCAAAAAUGAGCGCCUGAAUAAACGGGAAACCGUUAAAUGUUGGAUUUAUGGAAGCAAUCCUGUACUCUGGAAUGAUUAUGACGCAAGGUAUAAAAAAAACCGCACGAAACGCAGCAGUAGAAAGAAUUGUUGCUCGGCUUAUAAUUGAAAAUUGUACAGCAAAACAUGUACACUAAAGAAAUAAUAGCUAUUAUUUCGCAGGUUGUAAUAGUAGCCUCUAGUACAAAUGAUGAUGCCAUAUCAACUGUUAACACAUAAAACUCUCGUGCCCAGUGUAAACACAAUAACGUUUCUCACGAAACGUAUUGCACAGAAGCGUAGAUUACGCUUGUUUUUAGUGUGAACCACGUUCGUUAUUCACUAGUAAUGUAAACCCGCCUUUAAGUUUACUGUGGAAAAGUCACUUUAAAAGAUGUAGUGGAAAGUGUAGGAUGAUUCUAUACAAAACUGUUACCCAGGUUUCAAAUAAACCUAUAAAUUUCAAUAAAAUGUCAAGUUUUGUCACUUAAAUGUACUUCAGUAAACUUUAAUGGUAAAAGUAAAGUGAAUUAAGUGCAUAAGUAAACUUAAGUGAAUUAACAUCCGGACCUGACAACUUUGGAUUACAUAUUUAAUUUUGGUACAAAAAGGAUAUUUUUAAGGUCCAUUUGAUUUAAUGGUGAAAUCGAAAUACUGUACUGAUUGUCCGCUUGAGAUUAAUGAUAGUUGUCAAAUAUCCAUUUCCAAACCAUGAUAAAUUGUAAGGCAGUUAACUGUCACUUAACACGUUGACGGACAGAACGUCUAUAGACGUCUAAUUUCCAUUGAUGUAAUGUGACACAACGUCUAUAGACGUUGCAUUUUUCGCUAUUCUACUUUGCAAAAUACAUAUUGGGACCGUGCAAGUUCGGAAAAGCGGCACCUGGUUUCAUAGCUCGGCAACUUUUUUCGCACUUUUAAUUAUAUUUGCCAAUCAUAUUCGUCCUCGUUGCUGGAUAAUUGUCAAGGCCGUAGCCCAAAAAAAAUUAUAAGAAGAAAAAGAAAAUUAUAAGAAGAAAAGUUUAGGUUAUGUUAUUAAAAGAUAAACAAUUGUAUGUAGUAAAUAAAAUUAGUUACUAAAAUUCAGUACUGCAAGCAAAAUACAGUUAAUUAAAUAUACUUAUAUAUAAUAAUUGCAUAUCAUAUCAAUAUUGUGAGCAACAUAUAAUUGCUCUUCUUCAAUGACAGUAGGUAUGAAAUAUACGUCAAUUUGACAAUUUCAGUUGAUAAUAUGAAUUAUUUAAGAAAGUUGCAAGAUUUUUUCGCUAUUAGCGCACGAUCGUUUCUCGUAUUCCCUCCAAGUACUUGCACACCGCGAAUAGUGUCACAACACUUGCUUAUACAUUUGACGCAGUGUCCGUCAACGUGUUAAAAAAAACUAUUAUUGGUUUAUGAUUAGAACUAAAGAGUCACCGUAUGUGUUUUUAUCUCACACUUCGUCAAAGUUUGUCUACUUUUAUAAGUUACGUACUGAAGUAUAAUUAAUCAUUUUGUUAAUCUUAAAUUAAAAUUGAAACUUUUGAAUAUAUUUGAAAAUUUUUUUAAUGAACGAUUCUCUAAAAUUAUUUUAAUUUGAUUUUUAAUAUGGUUAAAGUAUUAUUGUAAUUUUAAGUUAAAGAAUUAUAUUUUAAUGUUAUUGUAAAUAAAUAAUUUUGUUAAAA